Paramecium tetraurelia is the source of this 415-nucleotide messenger RNA. RefSeq lists its product as uncharacterized. Lineage: Eukaryota; Ciliophora; Oligohymenophorea; Peniculida; Parameciidae. The record is from RefSeq and is a predicted model, not a curated record. The transcript has a single exon.
CUUUUAAACGGUGUAUUUUUGGGGAUGUUCAAAAUGAAACGAUAUUCUCUCUUCAAAAAACAUAGACCCACUAUAUAUAAUUUUAGAUCUUAUGAAGAAAUUGACCAUAAUUAUCAAUAAUGCUAAAUUAGAAACAGCCUAAGACUUAGAUGACACUUUAAAUCUGUAAUAAAAUUAUAGAACUUUCACUACAGCAGAAGCACUAAAUUUUGAAUUUGCUGUUUUAUUUUUGACUGUGAUUGGAGCACUGUUCAUCUUCAAAGGAAUUGCAAUUCCUAUUCAAAUUGUAAUAGGUGGAUACAUAGAUUGAAAAGCAAGUAAUUGACUUAAGGAAAUAAAAAAGAAAAAGCUAGAGAUUUACAUAAAUUAUUUUUGAUGAAUAUAGAUACAUCGUAAUAUUAUUUUAUUAUCUAUC